Messenger RNA from Rosa rugosa (rugosa rose), 1046 nucleotides. RefSeq lists its product as uncharacterized. The coding region runs from base 122 to 733 and encodes 203 amino acids. The record is from RefSeq and is a predicted model, not a curated record. The transcript has 9 exons. Lineage: Eukaryota; Viridiplantae; Streptophyta; Magnoliopsida; Rosales; Rosaceae.
ACACUGUCUUUACAACAAAUGAGGUGCUUACUGUCAAAUCAGUGUUCACAAGCAGAGUCUGGAACCAUUUCAGAAACAAUUGCCUAUUGUUUCUGGAAAACUUGGAGACAAACUAAACAACAUGGCAAGCGCUCUCUUGUCAGCUCCUUGUUUUCUCUCUCCAAAAAAUAAAGAACUUGGUGUGUUUGUAAGCAGAUUCAGGAGUCUUAAUAAUGGCAAUCUAUUACAUCAUAGUUUGCUGAGGAAGAAGUAUGGUGGCUCACUUGUGGUGACCUCAGUGUUUGGAAGGAAAGUCAAGACCACCAGAGAGACUGUGAUACCUGAGCCGGAUUACCGGAUUCCAAUUGUGUUACUAGGUCUAUCCGGUGGAUUAGCCUAUACAAACAAUCUUUUACCAGCUGCGCCUGUUGGUCUCCUUGGAUUACUCCUAUUGUUUCAGACUACUAGAGUUAGAUUUGUCUUCGAUGAAGAGGCUCUGGAAGUAAAAGUAGGGGAGGAGCUUGAGAAUUCGGGUGAAAAUGUAUUCGUGGGUGGUAAAAACCGUUGGAAAUACUCAUCAUUUGUGAACUGGGAGCUUUGGUGGCCAAAUUUCCCUAUUCUGGUGUAUUUCAAAGAGACGCAAACAAAACCUGAAGGGCAAGUGCAUUUCUUUCCGGUGAUAUUUAAUGGGAAGCAACUUUAUGAUAUCAUGGUGGAGAGAGCUGGCCCUUCCCAAACUAGUGGACCAAAAUAAUCUUCAAGGCCAGAGCAUUGCAGUUACAGUUAUUGAAUUGUGGAUCCGAUAGCAAAGUCACUACUCUUCUGAGGUGACGGCGUUUUUUGGUGACUUAAAUUUAGCAUACCUUAUUCUGGUGCCAGUCACCGGCUCAAACUUUGCCUGUAUUCUUUUGAACAUUCAAUUCUAUAUGAUGUCUGUAUAUGAUUGAAUUUUUCAAGGGAAUGCCUUCACAUUCUUUAUUUUAGUACUCAGCUUUGUUCAAUUUAAAUGUAUACUUCUGUGUUCACAGAAGAAGAAUGUAAUGAAUUGAUGAGUGUAUUUUGUUGCC